AUGGCAAAUAAGAGAAGGAGAAACAAUGCCAGAGCUAACGAGAUUGCACAAGCAUUCCACAUAAUGGUUGAUGUUAUGAAGCCUGUUGUAGUGCAACCAAGAGCCAUGGUUCCACCAACUAGACCAGUGACGAUGGAAGGUGUCUUGAGGCAUAAGCCGUCGAAGUUCAGCGGAAAGCUACUCCUAAUGAGGUCAAUGCUUGGCUCAAGGAAUUGUGUGAUGGUAUUGUUUGAUUUAGGAGACCCCCAUUCAUUCAUGUCCAAGGAAUGUGUGGGAAGGCUCGGGCUAGUAGUACGAGAUCUGGGGUGCGAUCUGAUUGUCGCAACGCUAGCAUCUGGACAAGUAUCCACUAACUCUAUGUGUGUGGGAUGCCCUAUUGAAGUGGUAGGUCGCAGAAUCAAGGUGAAUCUCAUUUGUCUGUCUUUGGAAGGAUUGGAUGUGAUCUUGGGAAUGGACUAG
This is a messenger RNA of Vigna unguiculata (cowpea), 459 nucleotides long. Lineage: Eukaryota; Viridiplantae; Streptophyta; Magnoliopsida; Fabales; Fabaceae. The record is from RefSeq and is a predicted model, not a curated record.